CAUAGCCGCUCGCCUUGGCCAGGAAACCCCGCGCGCUGACAACGCCCUGCCCCUCCACUCGUCGGUGAGCGGCCGUCCGCCAUCGGGGUAACAAUUUAAAUCGUUUACAUCAACGACAACGACCACCCCAAGACGACUCGUGCGUGCCGUCGACAAAGGUGAAGACGAAGUGAAGCAGUCGAGGCGCGUGCACAAGAAGUUCCGGCCGACGUCUCCGUGUUUGUAGCAAGCGAAGAUGCAGACGAUAAAGUGCGUGGUGGUGGGUGAUGGAGCUGUGGGUAAAACCUGCCUGCUCAUCUCCUACACCACCAAUAAGUUCCCUUCGGAGUACGUGCCAACGGUGUUUGAUAAUUAUGCGGUGACGGUGAUGAUCGGUGGAGAGCCUUACACACUGGGCCUUUUCGACACGGCGGGUCAGGAGGAUUACGAUCGGCUGCGCCCCCUCAGUUACCCGCAGACGGACGUCUUCCUUGUUUGCUUCUCCGUCGUGUCUCCAUCCUCCUUUGAGAACGUCAAGGAGAAGUGGGUGCCCGAGAUCACGCACCACUGCCCCAAGACGCCAUUCCUGCUGGUGGGCACGCAGAUCGACCUUCGCGACGACCCCAGCACCAUCGACAAGCUGGCCAAGAACAAGCAGAAGCCCAUCACGUGCGAGGCGGCCGAGAAGCUGGCGCGCGACCUCAAGGCCGUCAAAUACGUCGAGUGCUCCGCGCUCACCCAGAAAGGACUGAAGAAUGUAUUUGAUGAAGCCAUCUUGGCAGCGCUGGAACCGCCCGAGCCGAAGAAGAGGAGAAAGUGCCUUCUGCUCUAAGAGCUGCUACGGCAGCAGCAGCGGCAGCAGCAGCAGUAGUGAUGAUGGUUAUAAUUAAAUUCGAAUAAUCAUAUACCAGUGGUGCUGCCACCUAGACCAUAGCCCAUCCUAUGGGCCUGGAUGUCUCUCUGCAACCCACAAAACCUUUUACUCCCCCCCCCCCCCCCCUGUACCUCCACCCCUCCCAUAACCCGACAAACCUCGUCAUCGUCAAAAUCCUUCCCAUCUUCCUUUUCCUCAUCCUUUAAACUCAAUUUCCCCCCACCGGCCCGGCUCCUCCCCCCGCCUACCUUUCCCACCCACCGUGUUUUUUUUGUCUGUCCAGCACAAGCAGUUUAACGCGGUAUGUUAUUUUGUACUACUCCUCCACCACCUCCUUCCCGUGGAGGCAUUUAAAGUGUGUGUCGUAACAAAAUAAGCGCCAACACACGAGUGUAAUUGUAUGAACGAUGAUUAUAUAACUCCAACCCCCUUUGUUGUUUUAAAAAAUGUUUUUUUUUGUCCGUCUAACAACCUAUUUUUUGUUUCUUGAAAAAUAAUUUGAAACGAUACUGAACGCAUCCCGACAAUAUUAAACCUGUGGAUAUUUGACAAGCGUGUGUACUGGCGCCUGUCGCAAAUCGUACAAAAGGAAUGAGACUCGCACGAUUCAGCCAUUUACAAACGACUCGGCGAUAAACCCCGUGGAAAUAUUCCUCGUCAUGCAUAUGCACAUAUGUAAAUCGCCCCAAUGUUUACAUACGUAUGUAUAGCAAUGAACGGAAUUGGAGACGUUUAGCCGCAAUGUCAAGCGGCAAGUACAAGCAUCGUGGCAUUGCUCCCCAAACGCGUUUUGUAGCAAACGUCAAUUGUCGCGCAAAAUGUGAGACGCUGCUUGUGGCGGUGAGAGCGGUGUUCAGCCGGCGGCGGCGGGGGGGGGGGUCCAGCCUCUGCUAUAAGUGUACCAAGUCGUAGCGUGCGUCGUGACAAACGCGUCACCGCGUCCUGCAACCCCGUGGAGGUGGGGCAGGGUGAUGGGUUGCCGUUGCAGCUCACGGGAGACGCGUUUUAAACCCGCUUGCCAGCCUGAGAUCGCUGUUGGAAUGUUUUUAACGGAGCAAGGAAAGCGCGCGUUUAAGUUGGUUAGAGAAAUUAAAUGCAUAUUAAAAACAAAAAAAACCUGUAAAAGUUUAGCAUGUCGGUGAAAGUUUUUUUUUUUAAAGUGAAAAUUGAUACGAAGUCAAAAAUAAAUAACAGAACAUGGUAAUUUCUAUUUGUAGUGAGUAGUGUGACUACAUCCUGUACAUAGGUAAUAAGCCAGGGCUUUAUUUCUUGCUGAAUAAUUUGUGGGUCGCUGGUAGACUGGGGAGUAGGUGGCACGUGACGAGUCCGUACAGCCAUAGCCAGAAAUGUACUGGAUGUGGUGUGCCGGGUGCGGAAAUAUUUUCUGGGUUGACCCGGACAAUCCCGGCAAUAAUGAAGCCCUGGGUAGAGCAGUUUGGCCAUGCUGGGUGACCAUACGUAGCACAUUCUUAAGGGGGGUGUUCACCCGUAAGCAGUUUUGAACCGAGAAUUGUCGACCGGCGCCGUACAAUUUAAAUAUUCCCUGACCAAGUGUCACUCGUUGGGAGUGAUGCUAUAAAAGAAAAAAAGCAAAGGUGACAGACUGAAGCGUCCGGCAGGGUAGUGUUUGGGUGAGCAGCGUGUGUGUGCGCGCAACACUUUGCAGCUUAAAGCUCCUCAACCACUGAGCUGCUCCUCCUAAGCCUUGAGAAUGGGUGCCUGUACGAUGGUUUAAUCUCGCUCGGAAGUUGCUCUGGCUUUUUAACUUUUCCACUGCUAACUUUCUUUUUCAUAACAAACGUGCAAAAGAAUAUACAGGGUCAGUGGAGCCCAUUGAGAGCAAAGCGGUUUGUGUACAAAACCACAGCUUUCAUGCAACAAAUUAUUCAAAUAUAAAUAUCACGAGUAAACGUAAAAAAGUAAAACGAUAAAACAUUAAAAAAUUCGAAGUGAAAAGUAUAACGAAUGAGAGUGGGUAUCGUAAUCGAUAUGAGCUAAUGUUUAAAUUUGCCUUGUGGCUACUGUAACUUCUAAAUAAAGAACCAACAUUAGCGACA
This is a messenger RNA of Lethenteron reissneri (Far Eastern brook lamprey), 2910 nucleotides long. RefSeq names its product cell division cycle 42 (gene CDC42). NCBI's taxonomy places the organism in Eukaryota, Metazoa, Chordata, Hyperoartia, Petromyzontiformes, Petromyzontidae. Gene Ontology annotation, molecular function: GTP binding; GTPase activity. The record is from RefSeq and is a predicted model, not a curated record. Gene Ontology annotation, biological process: small GTPase-mediated signal transduction.